CCCAGUCUCCCUCCCUUCCUCCCUCCUCUCUGCCUCUCUUUCUGCCUCUGUCCCUCUUUCUCCAGCUUGGCUUCAUUGCUCCUUCCUCCCAUUAGCUGAAGCCCUCCUUCCCUUCCUUCCUCUCAAAAUCUCCAUUCCGCAAACCAAAAUGGGCUGCUUCGGGAACAGAAAGACUGAGGACAAACACAAGGAAGAGAAGGAGCAGAGAGAGGCCCAUGAAAAGAUUGAGAAGCAACUGAAGAUGGACAAGCAAGUCUUUAGGGUCACACUCCGUCUCCUCGUGAUGGGCCUUGAGGGAUCUGGCAAAAACACCAUGCUCAAACAAAUGAAAAUCUUGCAUGGGGACGGAUUUAGUGCCGAGGAGAAGAAAAUGAGAAUCCAGGACAUUAAAAACAAUAUUAGGGAAGCUAUAGAGACAAUAGUCAGAGCCAUGGGGCGCCUGGAGCCUCCAGUGGAGCUGGCAAACCCUGAGAACCAGUUCCGCAUUGACUAUAUUUUGAAUGUAUCCAGCCAGCCAGAUUUCGACUUCCCACCCGAGUUCUACGAACAUACGAAAGCACUUUGGCAGGACGAAGGCAUGAAAGCUUGCUUUGAGCGUUCACAUGAGUAUUGCUUGAUUGGUUGUGCACAGUAUUUUCUAGACAAGCUGGACAUCGUCAAGCAAGAGGAAUAUAUGCCAUCGGACCAGGAUCUUCUCCGAUGCAAAUUUUGGACAUCCGGGAUCCCUGAAACCAAGUUUCAAGUGGACAAAAUAUAUUUGCAUCUGUUUAUUUUUGAUGGGAGACGGGAUCGCCGAAAGUGGGUACAUCAUUUUGAUAAUUUGACGGCUAUUCUCUUCAUGGUGGACAGCAGUAGCUACAACUUAGCGGAUAAUACAGGGAACAAUGAGAGAAAGAUGCUUCAGGAUGAAUUAUGCGCAUUCCAUAGUAUCUCGUGCGACAGAGAGUUGAGGAAGCUUUUCAUUCUGCGGCUACAGACCAUGGCGUUCAUUGUUUUCCUGAACAAACAGGAUUUGCUAGCAGAGAAGAUCUUGGCAGGGAAAUAUAAACUGGAAGACUACUUUCCACACUUUGCUCACUAUACCACACCCGAGGAUGCAAUGCCGGAGCCUGGUGAGGAUUGUCGCGUUACAAGAGCCAAAUAUUUUAUCAGAGAUGAAUUUCUUAAUAGAUGUGAUUUAGAUAACCAGUACUGCUAUGCUCACUUUACAUGUGCUAUGGAUGUGGAAAAUGUUCAGAAGGUUUUUAAUGAUUGUGGGAAUGUGAUUCUACGAAUACACACUGGCUAUUGUAAGCUGUUGUGAUGGAAGACAACAUCUGUUUUGGACCCCUUAUUAAGGGGGGAAAGCCUGCCAACCUAAAGAGAACAAUGGCAAUCUCCCUCUUAUUUGCAGUCCUGAACUUUUCCUCUUUCCUGGAUAAAAAGCAGCAUUUCAGAGCGUCAAACUAUUGUAAUGUCAAAGGCCAUUUCUAAAAAAUGUUUAUCUAAACACUGGGUU
This is a messenger RNA of Anolis sagrei ordinatus, 1498 nucleotides long. The record is from RefSeq and is a predicted model, not a curated record. Lineage: Eukaryota; Metazoa; Chordata; Lepidosauria; Squamata; Anolidae.